Messenger RNA from Hypanus sabinus (Atlantic stingray), 2888 nucleotides. RefSeq lists its product as uncharacterized. The transcript is spliced from 5 exons. The record is from RefSeq and is a predicted model, not a curated record. Lineage: Eukaryota; Metazoa; Chordata; Chondrichthyes; Myliobatiformes; Dasyatidae. Bases 167 to 1090 code for a protein of 307 amino acids.
AGUUCACGUCGCCAAUGACGUCGCAGCCCACACACUGGACAGACUGGAAGAGACGUUUCCCAUCCUCCAACUUUCGGUCGAUGAGGUGAUCUCACACCUCGGAGAAUCCAUCACCCACAGCCUGGAGGAUGCACAGGAAUGGGUCACCCUUGGGCGGAAAGGCCUAAUGAAGAGGACGACGGCUGCCAUGGAAAGGGUACAAGAGUCUGUGUCUGGACAGGCCACUGCAUUCCUCAACACAAGCCUGGGACAGGCACUGGAAGCUGGGGGGGUCCAAGUCCUGGUCAGGCUGGAUCGAGCAGUGGACCACUACCUUCCCAACAAUGAGGAAGAUGGCAGUGAAAACGGCUCAGCCGGCGACGGACAGGCGGAAGAGAAGACAGGUCUGGUCCCCCAGGCACGAAGGCUGUUACUGAAGUUUGGGCUCCGCUGGCAGCGCAGGGCAUUGGUUUAUACAGAGACCCUAUGGCAGGGGACUUUGACCAGAGCUCUGCUCAUCUCCGAGGGCCUGGACAGGCUGAGCAGAUCCCAGCCGCUGCCUCUCUGGCUCCUGGUAUCCGGAAUCAGCCGCCUGUCCCGGCUCCAGCUCCAGCUACAGGCACGUCUGUCCCGCACCGGCCGGAGCCUGAUGCAAAUUGGCCACAGCUGCCUGCUGCUCGCCCAGCAGCUGCUCUGGGGCCCUGAGCUCGCCAUGCUGGUGAUGAUGCUGUUCCUCAACAUACUUGUCAACCUGCUGCUGGAGCCAGAGGAGCAGGAGGAGGGCGAGGAGUCGGGGGAGGAUUCGGCGGACGAUCUGUAUGAUAUGGGCCUGUGGACGGGGCGUGGGCAGAGCUCUCAGGGGCAAAUGAUUCUCCUCGACCAGGAGACCGUUCAACGGAUGCUGGAACAGGCGAACCGGCGGCAGCACUCUCGCCACCAGGAGCAGCCGGAACGCGGCCUCAACCCCAGCCCCCGCCCCGAACUCCAGAGUCCCGACGAACGUAACAUAAACGAACAACCGUUCGGCCCACGCCGGCCCUCUCUGGCCGAGCAGGUCCGGGGAGAUCCUCGCAAUUCCCGGGCGCCUUCUGUAGCUGACAUCGCGCAGUGAGGCGGAGGGCCCCCAUCUUAUUUUGUCUGUAUUCGCUGUUACUCUGAACCCGGUCUGGAACGACCUACUGCUAAUGUGUUAUGACCUCGCUGGCGUGUCCAGCCACGCACUGGGCCCCGGCACCACUGCAACGACCCUUCUAACGACGGCGGAUUGUCACCCUGUGGGCUUGCCCGCACUGGACCGCAGUCAAUGAGGCCGCUGGAUAUUCACCUAUUGGUUUCCAAUGGACUCAAGCCUAGUGGUCACUGGCCCAGUGGAACGUUACCUAGUGGUCUCUGUCCCUGUGAGGUGUCCAGUGUGCUACCACAAGUGGAGUUUCCAGUGUGGUUUCCCAGUGGACUGGCACCCAGUAGUUUUGCAGUGGCCAUGCGCCCAGUACAGGGGUUCCAAUGGUACUACGACCAGUGGGGGGGGUUCCAUUAUACCAGCACCCAGUAAGAUUUGCAGAGCCCAGGGUUUACAUCACGUGAUCUAUGUUCGUUCCAGUCUGAUCAAAUUAUUAUAUUGAUCAUCGGGAUUGUCCGACUGGGAAUGAAUCGUGGGUGGGGUAAAGGGGAGGGGUAUGUGAUCACUUUGACACUGUCGACCUCUGGCAGUGGUCUGCCACUGGGAGACUCGGUGAGACUGCGACUCGGUGAGAAGUGAAUAGUUUACAGAAGUUCAGUACGUUAAUAGGCAAGAGCGAAAUUUGAUUUUUUUUCCUCUUGGGAAAGAACCAAUGAAAUGGAGACUAUGGAAAUAGAGAGAGAGUGGAGAUAACUACAGUGGUCGGGGGCUCCGUUUAUCAAUCACGGGGGUCUCGGGUGCGUCAGAUCCUAGGGAGCACGGAUGGUACGUUCUCCCGAAUUUCUAAGAACUGGUAUUUGGGGAAAAUCAGACUCCAGGUGUGGAGAGCACAGCUACACCGGAGGUGAGGGAAGAUUUGUGUUCUACUUGCCGCAGAGCAGUGAAGCUCGGGCGUUGGGAGUCAGGGCACGGAGCUGGUUAAGUCUCUGGUCAGGAAGGCAAUCAAGGGUUUUGCGGAAAGGGACGGGGAAAUAGGAGAGGAACGUGGGAUCAGCCACGAUCCUAAUGUAGGGCGGGACAGGCUGGGGCCGAAUGGCCUCCAGUUAUAGAGCCAUAUCCAGAAGGUUCUUAACCAGACUGUCCGUCCUAGUAACCCGGAGACAGGAGAGCGCUCGGCCAUACGGGGACUGCUCCAUCAAUAGCUUAUCUGAACCUUCCCCCACCCCUCCUCGACCGAAACUUGUAGACGGCCCCAGUGGUAACAAUCCCAGUAUCAUCUGUCUUAACAGCUCUCUCUGGAUGAUAGCUUCACAGUGCCCGAUGACAAUGCUCAGAAUUGUGCCCGCCACCCCACCAGUCGACUGUCGACUCCUCUCCAUAGACGCUGCUCGACUCGCUGAGUCCCUCCAACAUCUCACCUGUGGCUGCAGCUUCCAGCUCCCUAAAACGACUACACUUCUUCGACAUUUAAACAAAAACAAACAACAACGCCUACUGUUCAUCCCCUCCAUCGAUGCUGCCUGACCCGCUGAGUUCCUCUAGCAUUGCGCGUGUGUUGCUCGAGAUUUCCAAGAUCUGCAGAAUCAGUUUCCAACUUUAUUGCUAGUUCUAUUAACGAAAGCUUUUUCACACACUACCAAUUACACCGAUUUGUAAAAAAAACACAGCGAUUAUAAAUUAUAUUAUGUAACCUAUUAAAAUAGUAUUUACACAUCCACACUUUUCCCCCCACUUGUCGGGAAGCCAAUUUAUUCGUAUCUACUCUCCUGCGUCUCGUCGCGGAGCCGAC